GAUCUCUCUUUCCAGUUCCUUACUGUGCGUGUGUUGUGUGUGAGUGCCGGUUGCGCGUCGAAUGACGUGAAGUUCGCCGGGUUCGAAAGACGCGGGCCCGGAGCGCGUUCGAUCAAGUUGGUGUGCCGGUUCUCGGAAGCGAGAGUCUCCGGAAUAUCGCGCGGUGCAUCUCAGCUGUGCGUGCGGCGUCCUUUGUGCUGCGCUGUUGGAGCGAAGAGGAGGGAGGAGGAGAAGUAAGGAGCUGUUGUUGCCUCGAUUAACGGAUACCAGAGGACCGCCGGACGACGCUAACCUUGCACGCUCGAUCGUUUACGAUUAAUGGAAUAACAACGUUUGCGGUUUCCACAAGCCUAAAGGAAUCGAUUGUCCCAGCGUUGUCAUCGUGAAUACUUGGGCCAUGUUUAGACGGAGCUGGAAACAGGAUGCCGACUGCCGCUGAGAGACGACACGAAUCCGCCGUCCACGUAAUUCAGGAGAAAUUAUCCCAGUUCAACACGUAGCAUCUAUCCUCGGUGUGUCACACGGUGGGAUCGUGAACGCUUCAGUACCGCCAGCGAGCACCUAAAACGAACGAUUCCUUGAGAUGGGUCGGAUGCGAACAGGCUGGCUGCUCUGCGCGGCGCUGACGAUCGUCCUCUGCCAAGGCCAGGAGGACUGGAUGCAGUGUCUGUCGACGUGCAAGUGCAAGUGGGUGUCCGGCAAAAAGACCGCCGAGUGCACGAGGCAGGGUCUGACGGAGGUGCCGCAGAAUCUCUCCCGCGAGAUCCAGAUCCUCGAUCUCAGCGGCAACCGUUUCGCCCACCUGCCGAACAACGCGUUCAACGAGGUCCACCUGGUGAACCUGCACAAGCUGACGCUGCGCGAGUGCGGCAUCGAGUCGAUCGACACGCAGGCCUUCCGUAACCUGAGGAUCAUCAUCGAAAUCGACCUGUCGGACAACAACAUCCGUAGUCUGCAGCCGGGUAUCUUCUACGAAACGCACAAGCUGCGGGUGCUGCUGCUGAAUCAGAACCGACUGCGGGUGCUCGAGAACGACCUCUUCGUCAACCUCACGUUCCUGCAGAAGGUGUCGCUGUCGAACAACAAGCUGGAACGCAUCGAGGAGAGGACGUUCCUCAAUCUGCCGAAUCUGCACUCCCUCGCGCUGGACGGCAACAACUUCAGCACCCUACAGCUGCAGAGGUUCGACGGCCUGCCGAAACUCGGCAGCCUCGGCCUGCAGAACAACCCGUGGAACUGCAACUGCCACUUGCGGAAGCUGCGCGACUGGACGAUCGAGAACAAGUUCUACACGAACCCGACCACCUGCCUGCAGCCGCCGAACAUGAACGGCAAGACCUGGGACGAGGUCAGUAGCGACGAGUUCGCCUGCCGACCGAAGAUCGCCGUCAUCGGCCCGGCGACCAAGAUCGAAAUGGGCAAAGGGGACGUCACCCUCUCCUGCAAAGCUACGGGGAUCCCGCGUCCUAAGCUCUCGUGGUCGCAUCGCGGCCGGGCGUUGAGCAACAACGCGAAGCGGCCGAGCAACGAGCGGGGCUACAUACUGACGUCGAGCGGCGAGUGGCUGAAUCUCACGCUGACCGACGUGAUGGCCUCCGACAAGGGCGACUACGUCUGCCAGGCGAGGAAUCCAGGCGGCGACGCCGAGAGGAACGUGACUCUGUCGGUGGUGGGCGACGCCUUGAGCAAGGAGAACGCAAUCAACCUGCCGUUGGCGAUCGGCCUCGGCGUGAUCGCCCUGUGCCUGCUGAUCAUCACGGUGACGCUUUGCAUGUACUAUUGCCGCCGGCGGCGCACCCGGCACGACGAGAAGGGCCACGAGGCGGCCUCGAUGGAGCACCAGGGCCUCGGCGAACAGGAGAAGUCCCUCAUCACCACCAUCAACCCCGUGGUGAAGCCGCCCAGACGCUACGAGGCUUCCUCGGUGACGUCCCACGGCACGGAGAUGACGGAGCUGAAUCGCACGUUGCUCGACAACGACUCGGUCUUCGCUGACGGCGUCGGGAGCGGCGGCGUCGUCGUCGGCAGCGAGCACAUGGGUGACGACGAGAGGGAGCACGAACGGGCGACGCCGGAAUUCGAUGGGAGCGGCAUCGGAGGUGGCGGUACGCUCCCACGUGGUGGCUAUCAUUACCGGCAGUAUCCGCCGGACCUGUUGGCCUUCUCCGGGGGCCGGGGUGCCUCGCCGACCAGCCAGGCGUCGACGGUGCCCGACAACACGCGUAUGCCUAAUCAGCACGCGGCGAUGACGCCGGUCGCAACAACCACUCCGGCGGCGCCAGCGUACGGCUCGCUACCGGUAUCGGCCGGCGGCGGCCAAUAUCCGGCGGCCUUCAAGACGUUGCCGCACAGUCGCAGCGUCACGCCGUACGGGCCGUCCUCCUCCUCCUCACCGAUGACGGCGCCGGUGCUACCGCGUCACGGCUACGUGACGAUCCCACGGCGGCCACGGGCACCCAGCUGGAGCAGUGGACCCCCAACGUCCCCCAUCGACCGCCUCGAGCCGGUCUACGACAACCUGGGCCGACGCACCACGGCGGACGGCAGCUCGGAGCUGUCGCUCAACAAGAGCUCGAUCGAGCCGACGUCCUCCUCGUCCUCGGGCAUGAGAGGACCCCGACCGCUGCCGGGAAUGCCGGGCUCCCAUUACGGCACGAUCCAGCGCAGCACGCCCAACAUUCUGAGCAGCAGCUCGCUGGACCGAUCGGCGCCGGAAGGCGCGGCCGAGUGGCCGAUCAACCUGACGGACGAGAGCGUGGAGGGCGGGCAUCAUGCGUUGCAGCUGCUGGCCGGCGGCAACAACACCCUCGGCAGGAAAGUGCCGCCCAGGCCGCCGCCCAAGCCGAAGAAGAAGUCGGCGAACGGGCCGCUGUACGAGGACGAGGGCGAGGACGGCACGGAGGUAUGAUCCCACGGCCGGCCGCAGCGAUGAGGACGGCUGCUCGUAGUCCGCCACGACGGAGUGCGCGCGACCACAUUCACAAUAAACCGGUAGUGCCUUCUUCCGACGACGACGGUCCCGCGACGGCGGCUCCGAACUUUCGCGCGCCCACCGAAGAGCGGCCGGGGAACUCGGGAAGAACGCGGGAAGAUAUGCUUCCGAUCCCCAACGACGAGAGAUUCACGGAGUGAGACGACGACGUUGUCGCUCCGAUGAGACACUGAGAGGCUUGCGGACGAAAGGUUACCCCGACUCCGGGAGAGUACUACGCUUGCCGGU
Dinoponera quadriceps is the source of this 3220-nucleotide messenger RNA. RefSeq lists its product as uncharacterized. NCBI's taxonomy places the organism in Eukaryota, Metazoa, Arthropoda, Insecta, Hymenoptera, Formicidae. Bases 584 to 2908 code for a protein of 774 amino acids. Gene Ontology annotation, molecular function: protein binding. The transcript has 8 exons. The record is from RefSeq and is a predicted model, not a curated record.